GCUGUCCUCCCCAUAACUCACAAAAAUAUUAAAAAAAAAAAAAAGCUAACAAAAACCAGUCACCUCGUUCGCUUCGAUAUCAAACGUAAAAUUUCUCACUAUCGCUUCACCCUACCAAGAUUCUGCAACGUUAAGGAUUUGUUUGUUGGUAUCAAAGAACUUGUGUUGAUUGUGUAAGUUUUGGGUUUCUUGAUUGAAUCAUCGAUCACCGAAACCCGAGCGAUGGAACCGUCUUUUGAUCGUCGUGAGGAUGUUGUGGGAUUGGGUAAAAGAGGGGUUGUAAUGGAGUCUGAUGAGAGAGUUUGUAAAGUUCUUGAAAAUGGGGUUGAUCAUUUAAGAAGUGGUAUAAGUUUGAAUGGUGAAGUUGUAGGAUCAGGGGUUGUAGAUGAUGGGAAAUUUGGAACAAAUGUAGUGGGAUUUGGUGUAGAAAGGAAUGUUUUUGAAGUCGGUAAUGCGCGUGCGAUUGAUCUUGUUGUUGAUCUAAACCAAUGGUCUAUAAAAGAAUCGAGUGUAAGAAAGGCGAGUGAUGUUGAAUUUGCCGAAAAAGAAGGUGAAUAUGAGUUUGCGGAUUUGGUUUGGGGGAAGGUGAAGAGCCGUCCGUGGUGGCCUGGCCAGAUAAUCGAUCCAGCGGCUUUGACGGAUAAAGCAAUGAAACAUUUAAAGAAAGAUGGGUUUGUGAUCGCUUAUUUUGGGGACCAAAAGUUUGCGUUUAAUGAGUUACGCGAUGUUAAACCCUUUCGUGUGAACUUUUGUAAAAUGGAAAGUCAAUGUAGUGAUGAGGCUUUUGUUCGUGCGGUGAAUCAUGCUCUGCGUGAGGCUGCUAGACGUGUUGAAUGUGGAUUAACGUGUUUAUGUGUAUCGGAAGAGGUAUACAAGGAAGUUAAAUCCCAGAUUAUCGUUAACUCGGGGAUUAGGAAAGAAUCUAGUAGAAUAGAUGGUGGGGAUAGAUUCUCAACUUUGGAUUCUUUCAAUCCCGCGAAAACCGUUGACUUUUUGCAAGAUUUAGCGAAAGAUCCGUUGGGGAUGAAUAGAUUAGGUGUUUCAACGGUUCACGGUCAGUUAUCAGCGUUUAAUCGGUGGAAAGGAUAUCAUCAGCUUCAAGUAAACCAAGUUUUAGAUGACAAAUCUGACGUUACUAAUUCUGCACUUCAUUCGAAUGGAAAACCGAAGGCGCGUGGCAGGCCACGUAAGUGUAAGCCGUUGUUUAACGGUGGUUUGAGCCCAAGUAAGAAAGUGAGAAGCAUGUCGGAUUUGAUGUCCAAUGGUAACGAAAGUUUGUCUGAUGUGGAAUAUAAGCCUAAAAAAAGAGGCAGAAAAAGGAAAGCUGUUGAAUCUAAUGGGUCCGUUAACGGAAGUCAAACUCAAACUGCGGUUGAAUUUCUUUCGCAGAUUUACCUGGCUGCCAUAAACCCGAUAGAACGUCAGCAUAAUCUUGACUCACUGGUCAAAUUCUCCGCUGAUUUUAAGGAUUAUCGAUCGAAAAAAGACAAGAAUGAUGGAUUUACUGGUACUAAAGAUUCUUACUGGACCGAUAUGUCCACUGUAACCGAAUCUGAAUCUAGCCUAAAACCAAACGAAGAGAACUCUGCAACUUCAUUAACCUUCAAGUUUACAAAUUUGGAUACUGUGCCAUCCGUAAAGAAACUGCAUGCGAUUUAUAGACGUUUUGGAGCUCUACUAGAAGCAGAGACUCGGGUGUUGAAGAAGAAAAAGUGUGUGAAACUGGUGUUUGAGAGAAAAUGUGAUGCAGAAGCUGCAUUUAGCAGCUGUGGGAAAUUUCGCAUUUUUGGACCGGCUCUUCUUAGUUACCGCCUUAAUUACUUUCCAAAACUCCAGAAAACCGAUACUGCUUGCAAAAAGAGUGUGAAAGCGGCGAAGAAACUGCAGUUUGGAAAAUAGGUAGUGAUUUGGUAAACAUAUAUGACUUUUGACUUUUUAUUGUUUGAUGCCAACUUAUGGUUUUUUUUUUUUUACUUACAAAUGUUUUUAUGUGCACUAGCAAGUACUGCUGACUCUGGUACUGCUUGGUGUUAAACUUCUGAUCAUUUUGGUUUAAGAAAAUAGACAGUUUUGGGAUAAUUAUGGUUUUU
Helianthus annuus (common sunflower) is the source of this 2090-nucleotide messenger RNA. Its product is annotated as serine/threonine-protein kinase ATM. The record is from RefSeq and is a predicted model, not a curated record. Lineage: Eukaryota; Viridiplantae; Streptophyta; Magnoliopsida; Asterales; Asteraceae. The coding region runs from base 223 to 1899 and encodes 558 amino acids. The transcript is spliced from 2 exons.